AUGCGCAUUAUUCCUCGUCAGCACGUGUGUUCCAACUUGCCGCCGAGAAAGCUGUGUGCGUUGCGCGAGGUAUGUCUUCCAGUGCUGGUCAGAGCAAAGCCGGCGCCUUCCGGGACAAAGAAAAGCCGCAUGACGUGAGAGUCAGCAACAUAACGGCCGCCAAGGCUGUAGCUGAUGCCAUCAGAACAAGUCUAGGGCCCAGAGGCAUGGACAAAAUGAUACAGAGCAGUAGUGGGGAUGUGACUAUCACAAACGACGGAGCCACCAUCCUGAAACAGAUGCAGGUUCUUCAUCCAGUGGCCAGAAUGCUGGUGGAGCUGUCCAAGGCACAGGACAUUGAGGCAGGAGAUGGUACCACCACGGUCGUCGUCAUUGCUGGCAGUCUCCUCUCUGCCUGCCACAAGCUGCUCGAGAAAGGUAUCCAUCCGACCACAAUCUCCGACUCCAUCCAGCUGGCCACUGAGAGGGCAGUGGAGGUCCUGACGGCCAUGUCGUCUCCUCUCUCUCUCAGCGACAGAGAGUCACUCCUCAAGAGUGCCACCACCUCCCUUAACUCCAAGGUUGUGUCGCAGUACUCCAGCCAGCUAGCUCCCAUCGCCGUGGAUGCAGUCAUGAGAGUGGUGGACCCAGCCAAGGACACCAACGUCAAUCUCAAAGACAUUAAGAUUGUCAAGAAACUUGGAGGUACAGUGGAGGACACAGAGCUGGUGGAGGGGUUGGUACUGGACCAGAAGGCAUCCCAUCUGGCUGGUGGGAUCACACAGGUCGAGAAGGCCAAGAUUGGACUCAUUCAGUUCUGCAUCUCUCCUCCAAAGACAGAUAUGGAGAACCAGGUGAUAGUGUCAGACUACUCUCAGAUGGACCGCAUACUGCGAGAGGAGAGACAGUACAUUCUCGACAUCUGCAAGAAGAUCAAGAAGGCUGGUUGCAACGUUCUGCUCAUCCAGAAGUCUAUCCUCAGGGAUGCAGUGAAUGAGAUGGCUCUCCAUUUCCUGGCCAAGAUGAAAAUCCUGGUGGUUAGAGACAUUGAGAGAGAGGACAUUGAGUUUGUCUGCAAGACUCUAGGCUGCCGCCCCAUUGCCAGUUUGGACCACUUCCUCCCGGAGCACCUAGGGACCGCCGGCCUCGUGGAGGAGGUUCCCACGGGAACCAGCAAGAUCGUCAAGAUUACAGGGGUUCCGUCCACGGCCCGCACAGUGUCAGUUGUGGUGCGUGGCUCCAAUAAGCUGGUGCUGGAGGAGGCCGACCGCUCCCUCCAUGAUGCCCUCUGUGUCAUCAGGUGCCUCGUCAAAAACAGGUUUUAAUGCAUACACUGCAGGGCUCUGAUAGCCGGAGGAGGUGCACCUGAGAUCGAGGUGUCCCAGCAGCUGAUGGCCUACUCGCAGGGUCUGACUGGGAUGGAGUCUUACUGUGUCAGGGGUUUUGCAGAGGCAAUGGAGAUCAUUCCCUACACGCUGGCCGAGAACGCCGGACUCAACCCCAUCGCCGUCGUGACUGAACUGAGGAACAGACACGCCAAGGGAGAGAAGAAUGCUGGCAUCAACGUCAGGAAGGGAACCAUCACAGACAUGCUGGAGGAGAACGUGGUGCAGCCUCUCCUGGUGUCCACCUCAGCCAUCAAACUGGCAGCUGAGACUGUUAGGAGUAUCAUGAAAGUGGACGACAUCAUCAAUGCUCGGUGAAAUAGUGUAGGUGCUGUAGAAUCCUUCAGCCAAGAACUCUGUUGUUUAGCACGUUUGUAUAAUUAUAUGUGCUGUAUAUACCACUGUACGUUAUUAUCUAACAUGCUAUACUAUUAUAGUGAAGGAAUGUUCCGUGUUUAUCGCAAGCAAGCUAAUAGGACUGUGACUGUGCACGUGUCUGUGAUGACUAUAUAACUGGGGAAGUUGUUGGGGG
Geodia barretti is the source of this 1896-nucleotide messenger RNA. NCBI's taxonomy places the organism in Eukaryota, Metazoa, Porifera, Demospongiae, Tetractinellida, Geodiidae. The record is from the annotation of a GenBank genome assembly.